Messenger RNA from Ricinus communis (castor bean), 2173 nucleotides. Its product is annotated as venom phosphodiesterase 2. The transcript has a single exon. The record is from RefSeq and is a predicted model, not a curated record. Gene Ontology annotation, cellular component: vacuole. The coding region runs from base 338 to 1807 and encodes 489 amino acids. NCBI's taxonomy places the organism in Eukaryota, Viridiplantae, Streptophyta, Magnoliopsida, Malpighiales, Euphorbiaceae.
GUUCUUUUGUAAAAAAAAAAAAAAUUAUCUUCAUCUGCACUCCAAAAUAGUCCACCAUGCCCAACCAUUGAUUAAACAAACCAAAACAAGUCCUUUUUGACAGCAACAUGCCAACAUCUCUCUUAGCAACUCCCUAAAUCCUUACAUUGCACUCCAGUUCAGCUUCAAAUUUCCUAUCUUUACAAGUUAAACUUUCCUGAUCUUCAACUUCAGAUCGAAACAUAUUUAGAACAGCCAGAAAGAUAACAGAAAGAAGAAGAAAGACUGAUCUUUUUUUGAGGUAAAGUUUGAAUCUUUUUCGACCCGCUUGUUCUUUUUUUCCUUUUUAGGUAAAAUCAUGGGUUCUGAUUCUGCUUUGAAUUCAACAAAACCAACUCAAAUCCCAACUCAAGAAGAAGACCCACCAAAUCAAUCCACAGCUCUUCUCUCUUUCAACACGGAUUCUUCUUCUUCUGAUCCUUCAAACCCAAUUCAAAAACACACCACAACUAUCAUCUUCAUCUCUCUUCUCCUUGUCACUUGCAUUGCUCUCUCUGCUGCUUCUGCUUUUGCUUUUCUUUUCUUUUCCUCUUCCGAUAAAACGACACCAUCUUCUCUUGAAACGACAUCUCGUCCGUUGACUAAACUCAAUCAUCCUGUAGUUCUUUUGAUUUCAUCCGACGGGUUCAGGUUUGGUUACCAAUUCAAGACUCCAACACCAAACAUUCACCGUUUAAUUAAUAAUGGUACUGAGGCUGAGACUGGUUUAGUUCCUGUAUUUCCUACGCUUACGUUUCCUAAUCAUUACUCUAUUGUUACUGGGCUUUACCCUGCUUAUCAUGGCAUCAUAAAUAACCAUUUUGUUGAUCCAAACACCGGGGAGCACUUUACUAUGGGUAGCCAUGAACCCAAGUGGUGGUUAGGUGAGCCACUUUGGGAGACUGUGGCUAAUCAUGGGUUAAAGGCUGCUACUUACUUUUGGCCUGGGUCUGAAGUGCAUAAAGGUUCUUGGGAUUGUCCUGAAGAUUUUUGUAUGUUCUACAAUGGUUCUGUUCCUUUCGAGGAAAGAGUUGAUAAGAUUUUGAGCUAUUUUGAUUUGCCUAGUAAUGAAAUUCCUGUGUUUAUGACUUUGUAUUUUGAGGAUCCUGAUCAUCAGGGUCAUCAGGUGGGACCUGAUGAUCCUGAGAUAACUGAAGCUGUUGGUAGAAUUGAUAGGAUGAUUGGGAGGUUGAUUGAUGGGUUAGAGAAGAGAGGGGUUUUUGAGGAUGUUAAUAUUAUUAUGGUGGGUGAUCAUGGAAUGGUUGGUACAUGUGAUCAGAAGUUGAUAUUUUUGGAUAACUUGGCUUCUUGGAUUAAAAUUCCAGCAGAUUGGGUUCAGUCCUAUACUCCGCUGCUUGCAAUUCGUCCUCCUUCAGGUGUGGCACCAUCAGACGUUGUUGCAAAGAUGAAUGAAGGAUUACAGUCGGGUAAAGUUCAAAAUGGGAAGCAUUUGAAGGUGUAUCUUAAGGAAGACCUGCCUAGUAGGCUUCAUUAUGUGGCAAGUGAUAGAAUUACACCAAUAAUAGGGCUUGUCGCAGAGGGUUUUAAGGUGGAACAGAAGCCAAAAUAUCAUCAAGAGUGUGGAGGAGCACAUGGUUAUGAUAAUGCAGUUUUCUCCAUGAGGACUAUCUUCAUUGGUCAUGGUCCUCAGUUUGCAAGGGGGCACAAGGUGCCAUCUUUUGAGAAUGUUCAGAUAUACAACUUGGUUACUUCAAUUCUCAAGAUUCAGGGUGCUCCAAAUAAUGGAUCUUUAUCAUUCGCAGAAACUGUUCUUUUGGCCAAUCCUUAGUAAAUGUCCUCGAACCAUUUCCUGCGUUAUCUAAGCUGCCUAAAAAUGAGGUGCAAUUGGGUUGCACAAAUUUUCUUUUGAAGCCACAUGAACAUACGUUUCCCAGCAAAGUUGGUUGAGGAUAAUAUGUUAUGGCUGUGCCCAAGGUAAUUAAACUAGUACUGAGCCUUGUUAUUGUAACUCAUGCCCAAUUAUAUUAUACUUAGUUUGAACUUUUCAUCUGGUAUGAGCUGCAGAUGUAUUAGUGAAUGCAGUAUGUAACUAUUGAAUGUGUACUUUUCUAGCAUUCUAUUGUAUGGCUUUUCUUGAAUCAGAACUAGAAGCAAUUAAUUGACCCCUACCUUUGUUAGGGACUUUUAGCUAUAA